GAUGGGGUGGCAGGUGAUGGGACAGGGAAAUUAAAUUGUUUUAUAGUAAAUAUGUUGAGAUACUUUUCCUGGAAAGCUCUUUCAUGAGCAGGAAUGAUAUUUCCCUUGCUCAUGAGCUUGUAAUGGGUUCUUUCUCUGCAGAGAAGGGGAAAUCGUCUUCUUCCAGGACAUCUUUUUCUUUCUUUCCUGUAGUUCCAGCUUUGACCUCCCAUGUUUCUUGGUGGGGUGGGGGGAGGCAGUUAAGAAAGUCCAUAUUGAAAAGGUGAGUCAAGAUUCAGAUACUGGUGCUGCCGUGUGAGCCCAAGAGGGGCUGAGUCUCUUUAGAAGUGAGUUACUAAAGAACCUCUCAUUUAUCCAGUACCUCGGCUGCAGUUUGACUUUAUCAUACUGGCCUUGAAACUGGAGAUGUAAAAACUUUCUGGGUGGUGUCUGGUUCAUGUUCUUUCCAUCCCUUCAUCCAGGUUGGAAGGACACCAGGGAUUUUGAAGCCUGGCUACUUGGGCUGAGAACCUGUUUUAGUGAUUAAUAUGGAACACAGUUGCAAGAUUAAAAACAAUAAAAAACAACCCUGAGAAGCAGAGCAGUGUAAUUAUUCCUUACAUUUCAGAUGGGGAGCCCAGGGAAAAGUCAUUUUUAAGGUAUGAGAAUAAAGUCCACGUGUGAAGCUGCUAGUGCCUAAUUCAUGACUCACUGAGAGGAUGGCCUGUUCACAAAAAGUAGUAGCAUCUUUCUUGCUGUUGUUUGUGCUCAGAAACUGCUAGAUCAGCCUUUCUGAAAGUUGUACUGUGGGAUUCUUGAAAAAACUUACUCUGUGAUCAAAUGAGUAUGGGAAAUGCUGUGCUCCGUAUUGCUUCUCCUAGAGGUUCACAAUGCCUGUUGGUAAAUGAAAGACACCGAGAAGUCCUGCAGUCAAGAGACCUGUUUAAUUUUGUUUCAGCCAGCAUUGUCUAAAAAGAGUUUGACCAUACAUUUUUCCCAUUGCUUAAUAUCUCUCUUUUUUUUUUUUUAAAGAUUUUAUUUAUUUAUUUGACAGAGAUAGCUCACAAGUAGGCAGAGAGGCAGGUGGGGUGGGGGGGAAGCAGGCUCCCCACUGAGCAGAGAGCCCUAUGUGGGGCUCGAUCCCAGGACCCUGAGAUCAUGACCUGAGCUGAAGGCAGAGGCUUUAACCUACUGAGCCACCCAGGUGCCCCAAUAUCUCUUAACAUCUUGGAGAACAUACACAGUUAAGUGCCUUGCAAAUACAGAACUUGACCAAUAGUAGGAGGAAAUGAAGGUGAGUGUGAACACAGUCCUAAAUCCUAUAUUCAGGGUUAUGAAUUGAGGUUAUGCCUAGAGCUUCUGAAACUUCUUUGGACAGCUUUGACAUGUGGUACCACAUUAAGGUAACUUAUCUACUCAAGUUCCUUCCCUCAAGUUUCUGUAGCAUAAGAAUUUGGAGGCUUUGGUUGAGUUCCUAAAGGUGUGGUGUAUUAUACAUUUUUAGGAAGGGACUUUGGAGCAAGAAGGUAGUGUGUCUGGGCUCCUGAAAAGCUACAAGUAUUGUUGAAAGUGUGACUUGCCAAAAGACUUAAGUGGUUCCUAAACAGUAGCUAUCAAAAUACCUGUUAUGAUAGGCCUAGGGUCCUCCCAUUUUGUGUCUAGGACAUACUUUUAUAUGGUGUUAGAAUUUUUUGGUAGUACAUGAAAGGAUUAAAAGGUUAAGUUCUUUGAAAAAAACAAGUUUUAGAAAGUUGAAAACCUGUAUAUUUAUUUAUUCACCAUCUGGUAUGUUCCUGUUUGAGUAGAACUGUUUACUGCCUUGAUCUUGUUCUCUUAUAUCCAUUCAUAUACCUUCCUCCAGACACAUUAUCUUUAUUUUAUUUGCAGCAAAUUGGGCCAGGGGCCAUAUUGUGGCUCAGUGGUUUGUCUGAAAUCUUCAUGAAAGUGGGUGGAUCUCGAGUUGAAUGAAAGUCAAUUCUAGAAAUUGUUUAAAGUGUAAUGGCACAAUUGUUCGGGGUUUCUGGUGUACCACUGCUCUGCCGCAUGCCGGUUGGGAUGUACUUUUAGAAGUACUAAGAGGCUAAGACUUUAUCCUGUGGAAUUUAGGACUGGAUUGGACAAACAAGACAUAAAGCCGCAGAACGUUAACAGUGCCUCAGUUUGUGGUACGUUCAGUCCAGGGGUUCACAUGAGAGGGAGAGGACUGUUUGCAGGACUUAGGAAGUAGAGGUGGAAGCUGGAUUGUGCAGAAUGGGUGAAUUUGACUAGUGCCCAGAACAGAGAAGCAAGCGUUUGUCUGGGACAGGCUAGGCUGGUGCUGACAAUUCAGGAGAAGGUACAAGGGUAGGAAUGAAUGUAGAAGAGAUGGGCUUGGCCAGAGUUUGCUUGUGUGCUGUGGAACCACAGGAGGUACGGUCGGAUGAGCAAGGUGAGACCUUGCAGGGGGACAGGUGGGUCUGCUGCCUCAUCUUGUACAUGGUCCUCUCAUCACGGUGGGGAACAGUCUCAUUUCACCCUGGCUGUUGGGGCUGUGUCCCUGUUUCCUGGCCAGAAGGGUAAGCAGUUUAACACAAUAUAAUGAUUACUCGUUGAUUAAAAAAAAAAUCUUAUUUGGGGUGCCUGGGUGGCUCAGUCUGUUGAGUGUCUGACUCUUGAUUUCAGCUCAGGUCACGAUCUCCUGGUGGCGGGAUUGAGCCCCAUGUCCGGCUCUGUCCUGAGUGUGGUGCCUGCUUAGGAUUCUCUCUCUUCCUCUCUCCUUCUCUGCCCCUUCCUCCUCUUGUGCUUGUUCUCUCCCUCUUGAUCUCAAACAAACAACCAAAUAAAUAAAUAAAAAUUUUAAAAAAUUUUAAUUAUAGGCCUCAGCUGCUGAGGCCAUUGGAGGAUUUAAUCCAGUGUAAGUGUAAAUGAAGAGUGAAGAGUGUCCUGUCUUGGGCUGUUUAAAUACUUGUGCACUGCCUGCUGCGCCAGGCCCUUGCCUGCCUGAGUCUUUUAACCUGGGUGUUAGCAUUUUAAAGGGACCCCUCAGGAGUUCUGGCCAUUGAGUGACUACCUCCUUCCCAGAUGGGAACUGUUGGCCAGACUGUGACUAGUCAACGUUUGUACCACCAAAGUACUCUAUUUUGUGGUUUAAAAAGAAUAAAAUUAACUACAUUAAAAAAAAAAUACUUGUACAUUAGAGCCGAAUUCUUAGUACUGGUAGAAGGUAGGGUAGGCACAGGCAAUACAAGGGACAAUCUUUCUGGAAAGCAGGAUCAAAUAAAUCAAGAGGCAAGGUUAAAAUUCCAAGCCAUGAGCACCGUCCUGAGUAGUCCCGUCUCCCCUCCUUAGCCCCGGGCGCCCUGAGGUGGCCUUGUUCUCCGUUUGUGGACAGGCUCCCCACCUUUGCCAGCGUUCUGGAAUCAGCAGGGACUGAGGCUUAUGGAAGUCAUGCCAGUCAUGCAGGGCGGUGGCCUCCACGGCAUCCAGGGGAGCCGAACUGCAGGAUGGGGCAGGGAGGAAAACUGAGUUGGGAUCCAGGAGUCUCCGACCUCCCUGAGAUACCUGUGUUUCCGUUCCUUCAGCACAAGGCAUUUUUAUUCAGACUAGGUUUAUGUAUUUGCUUUGAGUUUGCCGGGUGAGGGAGGAGAUGUGAAAUGAAAGGGGACUCUAGAUAACUGCCUAGAUUAAUUUCUGUCCCUCUGGACUCGCUUGUUGCCAAGAUUUUAAGGGGCCCCAUAGCUUACCACGGGGGCAUGUUGUGUUGUUUUUGUUUAAAAUAGGUCUUGCGCCCAGGAAUGCAGUCAGACUGUAAUGGUGACUAAGAGCCGGAAAGCGGAGAGGGAGGGGGCCCGAGUGGAAAAUGAGCCUGAGGCAAGAGAAGGUGGGCUGGGAAAAUGGGAGUUCCAGCAGGCCCACAGGCUGGUUAGAGAUUCUAACCCCGCAUUAACAGCCCUGUGAGAGGUUUAUUUACAGGGCACUAAUCAUUUUCGGGGGGAGCACCCCCACUUUAAACCAGCAAGUGUGUUGGAGAAACAGCCAACCGGAGAGCAUUUCAAAGGUGCUGAAGCCAUAGGAUUUCGCCACCAGCUAGGGAAACUAACCAUCAAGGAUGAUGAAGUGGACAAAAGGGAUGAAAAAGCUGAGUUGUUAAGCUGCUUUGAACAAAGUGGCACUAUUUCUCAAGUCAGAGCCAAAGGGAGUGGCUUGACAAAGUUGAAAUUUGAUUUUGAAGGGCCAGAGCCAAGUGUCGUGAGGAUGGUGUAGGUUGUGGGAGAGGACGCCUGCACCUGCUGUUUGGCAGCAGCUUUUAAAGUUCAACUUUGAAAGUUUGUUGCUGGGGUGAUCAGGCCCUUAGGGCAGUGCUUUGACCCUUAGUAAAGUGUCAGCAAAUGGCAGUUAAGUGAUCAGAGAGAUGAGAGAAGUGUUAUCCUUCACCCAGUUCAGGAAAUACAUUGAUCCUUCCCCCCUCGCUUCCUUCCUGCUGUGAUCCAGAAUAUUCAAUUUUUGGUUUCAUCUCUACCUCUUAACUUGGACCUAACUCCAGACGACAGGAUGGCCAGUGUCCCGGUGAAGGAACGGGUGAAGGUGUCUCAGAACUGGAGGUUGGGGCGCUGCCGAGAGGGGAUUCUGCUGAAGUGGAGAUGCAGUCAGAUGCCCUGGAUGCAGCUAGAAGGUGAUUCUCUGUACAUAUCCCAGGCUAAUUUCAUCCUGGCCUAUCAGUUCCGCCCAGAUGGUGCCAGUUUGAACCGUCGGCCCCUGGGAGUCUUUGCUGGGCAUGAUGAGGACGUUUGCCACUUCGUGCUGGCCAACUCGCAUAUUAUCAGUGCAGGAGGAGAUGGGAAGAUUGGUGUUCAUAAGAUUCAUAGCACCUUCACUGUCAAGUACUCGGCUCAUGAACAGGAGGUGAACUGUGUGGAUUGCAGAGGGGGCAUCAUCGUGAGUGGCUCCAGGGACAGAACGGCCAAGGUAUGGCCUUUGGCCUCGGGUCGGCUGGGGCAGUGCUUACACACCAUCCAGACUGAAGACCGAGUCUGGUCCAUCGCUAUCAGCCCAGUACUAAGCUCUUUUGUGACAGGGACGGCUUGUUGUGGGCACUUCUCACCCCUAAGAAUCUGGGACCUCAACAGUGGGCAGCUAAUGAUGCACCUGGGCAGCGACUUCCCCCCAGGGGCUGGGGUGUUGGAUGUCAUGUAUGAGUCCCCUUCCACGCUCUUGUCCUGUGGCUAUGACACCUACGUUCGCUACUGGGACCUCCGAGCCAGUGUCCGGAAAUGUGUCAUGGAGUGGGAGGAGCCCCACGACAGCACCCUGUACUGCCUGCAGACUGAUGGCAACCACCUGCUGGCUACCGGGUCCUCCUACUACGGGGUCGUGCGGCUGUGGGACCGGCGCCAGAGGGCCUGCCUCCAUGCCUUCCCGCUGACCUCGACGCCGCUCAGCAGCCCCGUGUACUGCCUGCGCUUCACCACCAAGCACCUCUAUGCGGCGCUGUCCUACAACCUCCACGUCCUGGACUUUCAGAACCCGUGACAGGGCCACCCCGGCCUGUGGGCCAGGGAGGCCAGCUACUCAGGGACCUCUCCGCUUGGAGGGUGCAGGGAUACCUCUGCCCUCCCCCACCCCCCGAUGCCUGUGCUCCUAGACCUGCGACCACAGUGCUUGGGCACCGUCAGGUAAAGGCUGCUGACUCCCGGGAAUUGGGGGUAUCCCUCCCAGGAACUAGAUGGAGAGAAAGGAUCUGCUGCUUUGAGAGAACAGCUGAACCUGGCCGGGAAUUGCUUCCCUGUUGGCCAGAGCAAGGAUCUGGUCUGGAUAGGCCAGCCCUACCCCUCACCCCUUCUUAGAGCCGUGCUAGCUUCAUGAGGUGAGGGGCUCCAGCCGUCCCUUUCUGCCCCUUCCUUGGAAGGAGGGGUGAGGCUGCCAAUCCUCUGUUCUGGCCCCGCCCUCCUCAGUCAGUCCCCUCCCUUGACCAAGCUCUUGGGGCUCAUUCCUGGGGCACUGUGGACUGGUCUCACUUUGAAACUGAGGAAGGACAAAGGGAACCCAGCAGUUUUGAGUGAGUUCUGAGACAGCCCAAUCUCAGGCUGGCUGCUAAGACAUGCUACAAUGUUCAUUUUUGUAAAAAUAAAGCUUGAUUGUUCACA
Messenger RNA from Mustela lutreola (European mink), 6101 nucleotides. RefSeq names its product F-box and WD repeat domain containing 4 (gene FBXW4). The record is from RefSeq and is a predicted model, not a curated record. The coding region runs from base 4510 to 5487 and encodes 325 amino acids. The transcript is spliced from 10 exons. Gene Ontology annotation, molecular function: protein binding. Gene Ontology annotation, cellular component: SCF ubiquitin ligase complex. Gene Ontology annotation, biological process: SCF-dependent proteasomal ubiquitin-dependent protein catabolic process. Lineage: Eukaryota; Metazoa; Chordata; Mammalia; Carnivora; Mustelidae.